AUGGGCCCCUGUACCGCCUCCUCAUGCUGCUGCCAGGUCCAGAGUGUGUCAUGGGCCCCCCGUACCGACUCCUCAUGCUGCUGCCAGGCCCGUUAAUCUGUCAUGGGCCCCUGUACCCGCCUCCCCAUGCUGCUGCCAGGUCCAGAGUGUGUCAUGGGUCCCUGUACGGCCUCCCAUUGCUGCUUGCCAGGCCCGUAAUCUGCCAUGGGGCCCCGUACCGACUCCUCAUGCUGCUGCCCAGGCCCGUAAUCUGUCAUGGGCCCCUAUAUCCGCCUCCUCAUGCUGCUGCCAGGUCCAGAGUGUGUCAUGGGUCCCUGUACGGCCUCCCAUUGCCUGCUGUCUCCAUCGCCACACUCUGCCAUGUGCCACUUUCAGGUCUCCUCACACUGCUGGUGGUUUCCAUUUUUGUCAUAGGGUGCUGUAUGGCCUCCAUUGCUGCUGCCUUCCACCGCCACACUGUGGCUCCACACUCUGGUUUUGGCCCCGUGACUGCCCAAAUGAGUGAAGUGUGCGGUGAUUCUAAGAUCGACGCACUCAUCUGCAUGUCAUACUGACUGUCAGUAUUAUUUCUCUUCCCCAGCAGACUCCAAGGGCAUUUAAAUUAAAGGUACAGUGUUCUGCACUAAUAUAA
Molecule: messenger RNA, 631 nt
Organism: Staurois parvus
Lineage: Eukaryota; Metazoa; Chordata; Amphibia; Anura; Ranidae
Source: the annotation of a GenBank genome assembly